Sinocyclocheilus anshuiensis is the source of this 1528-nucleotide messenger RNA. RefSeq names its product transmembrane protein 150A-like. Gene Ontology annotation, biological process: protein localization to plasma membrane. Bases 278 to 1156 code for a protein of 292 amino acids. The record is from RefSeq and is a predicted model, not a curated record. Gene Ontology annotation, cellular component: plasma membrane. Lineage: Eukaryota; Metazoa; Chordata; Actinopteri; Cypriniformes; Cyprinidae. The transcript is spliced from 8 exons.
CAGUGAGGCGCGAGGAGCCGCUUUAGUGACAGUGCCUUAUCUUAAAGCAACAACCAAGGUUGAGUGAGGUUGGAAGCAGGGAGUAGCAGGGCUUAAGGCCUGGAUUUGGCGGCCAGAAGGAAGGAGCAGCGUGGCAUCCCUCUCCUCCUCUCAUGUCCCCUCCCUGUGUGUCCUUGCAUGUCAGUGCCCCCUUGUCAUCCCCCCUGUGUCUCACCCUGCCAGCCCUCUGUGUUCCUCCCCCUCAUGCUUGGGACAGACUGGCCUCACUGUCAGACCAAUGACUGCCUGGAUCAUACUGCCUGUCAGCCUGGCUGCCUUCUCUAUUACUGGGAUAUGGAUAGUAUAUGCUAUGGCUGUAAUGAACCACCAUGUUUGUCCUGUCGAAAACUGGUCAUACAAUGUAACAUGCACAGAUGAAACAGCCAAGCCGGGCUUCCCAAAAACAUGCUGCACCAUUCAAGACAUCCCCCUCAUCAGUAAAUGUGGAUCUUUCCCUCCCGAGAGCUGUCUGUUCAGUCUCAUUGGUAAUGUGGGAGCUUUCAUGGUGGUGUUGGUGUGUCUGCUACGGUAUGCUCAGAUCAUCGAGCACAGGAACCACUGCUGGCUCAACACCAGUGGACUUGUGUCUGGAUGCACCAAUGCUCUGGGACUGGUCAUGGUGGGCAACUUCCAGGUGGACCACGCUAAAACACUUCACUAUGUAGGUGCGGGCGCCGCCUUCCCAGCAGGCAUUCUGUUCGUGUGUUUGCAAUGUUUGCUGACCUACCGGGUGGCUGUCACAGCUCUGGACUACUGGAUGGCUCACGUGCGUGUGGCACUGGCUACUGGUGCUCUCAUCGCACUGGUUCUCAGUGGGAUAUUCUUCAUCCAUGAGAGCUUUGUUUUACAACAUGCAGCGGCCAUCUGUGAGUGGGUCUUCACUGUAGUCAUCCUCGUGUUCUACGGGACUUUCACCUACGAGUUCGGCACCGUCACCACCGAGACCAUGUUGGCCGGCCUCCAGCGGAAUCUCUCGCACGGACCUGGCAUCAUGAUCGGAGACGAUGUCCACGCAGACACCCUGGUAGGAGCCACAACAAAGGGUUUGAAAUCUCCCGGAGGAAGCAGCACCUCCACCCAUCUGAACUGCACUCCUGAGAACUUCGCAAUGCUUUAAACACAUCAGCACACGCAGUCACAUACUGCCAGGUGGGAAGCCUCACGAUGGUGCACCCUGCGUUUAAGACCACACUUGGGCUGAGAUUAAAGUCAUUUAGAGGAACCGUCCAGUCUUGAGUCGAGGCAGGUUAAUCGGGUUUACAGGUGUGACUGAUGUAUACUAUCAUUUCAGAUUUUAAGUUUCGUCUGAUAAAUUUGUCUUUUUUUUUAGUCCUGUUAUGCCUUGCGAGAGAAGCUUCUGUUGGGUUGUUUGUAGAUGAGAAGGACAGAAUGAGCAUUUGUUUUAAGGAACAGGGAUUUGAGCUCCACUUUAAAGGGAUAGUUCACCCAAAAAUGAAAAUUUGAUGUUUAUCUGCUUACCCCCAGGGUA